Messenger RNA from Orycteropus afer afer, 678 nucleotides. It is a transcript of the gene RNF187, whose product is annotated as ring finger protein 187. Lineage: Eukaryota; Metazoa; Chordata; Mammalia; Tubulidentata; Orycteropodidae. The transcript is spliced from 4 exons. The coding region runs from base 1 to 678 and encodes 225 amino acids. The record is from RefSeq and is a predicted model, not a curated record.
AUGUGGGCUGGCGCGGCCUGCCAGACCUUGGUAGUGAGGCGCACCGCUACCAGGACCCUACGGGCCGCGCUCGCAGCCCUGGAGGACCUCGCGGCUCCCGAGGCAGCUGCCUGCGCCAUCUGCCAGCGCACAUUCCGCGACCCGGUUCGUGCCGACUGCGGCCACCGUUUCUGCCGGGCGUGCGUGGUACAGUUCUGGGCGGAGGAGGACGGGCCCUUCCCGUGCCCUGAGUGCGCCGACGAUUGCUGGCAGCGCGCCGUGGAGCCCGGCCGUCCUCCGCUCAGCCGUCGCCUGCUGGCGCUCGAGGUGGCCGCCGCGGGGUCUGCGCGCGACGCCCCGGAGAAUAAGGGAUCUGUGGAGAUCAUGAGAAAGGAUCUGAAUGACGCUCGAGAUCUGCAUGGCCAGGCGGAGUCGGCAGCUGCUGUGUGGAAGGGCCAUGUGAUGGAUCGAAGGAAGAAGGCACUGACUGAUUAUAAGAAGCUACGUGCAUUUUUUGCUGAGGAAGAAGAGCAUUUCUUACAGGAGGCAGAGAAAGAGGAGGCGGCUCUGGAGGAUGAGGGUGCUGAUCCAGCAGAGCGAUUCAAGUCCCUGCUGCAGGCUGUCUCGGAGCUGGAGAAGAAGCACCGCAACCUGGGUCUCAGCAUGCUGCUUCAGGUGUGCUGCUUAUCCAUUUCUUGA